ACCGAAAUCUGAAUUUUCCUGAAAAUCGUUAUCACUUAUGUCGCGAAAUUUUCGUUUGCUAUUUUGCUUCUUUCAAUUUUAUUGUUUCUUGAAAGAAGCAUUAACCCAGAAUAGCGUGACAAAAGAUGAUCUCGGUGAACUUUACAAAGCCUUUGUGCAAGAUUUGGUAUACAUCGAUCGUGAGUACAAGAAGCUUGAUUCAGAUGCUGUUCUUGGGUUGCGCGUAGCCGAAGGUAAGCAUAGCGUAGGUUUAGGAUGUUGUUUUAUCGAACUAUUAACGGGAUGAACCUUGUUAAGCCAUUAUUUGAUCUAGGCAAGAAAGAAGAAAAGUCGUUUAACUUGGUUGGUUUGAACCACACUGCAGACUUGUUUUCGAAAUAUUUUGCUGGCUGCUGGUCGCUGCUGACAGCAGGGGUAUACAUGCACACACUUAUACAUUUGUAAAUUAAAAAGUGGUAAAUAAAACACUUGUAAAAGUUAAAUAUUAAAUUGACCUCAGUUCUCGUCUGUGGGUAGACUUAUGUACCAGUCAAUUCCAAACUUUUCAAUAGCUUUCAAUCGCAAGCCACUACAGGCAACGCCACGUAAACAAAAUAGCCUGGGGGGGUACUGCCGAUAUAUGGGCUAUAUAGGUAUUAGCCGCUGUGAAGGGUAUGGUUUUCAAGCAGUUUACUCCAGGCGUUUGGGUCUAGAAUAGGGUAUCAUUUUUCAGGAAACUGAUCAGUUGAUUGAAGAUUUUAUCUGAGGUUUUGUUUCAGUUGAUUGAAGAUUUUAUCUAGACUAGGAUAGGGGGAUUGUGGUAUGAACUCUGGUAUAGUUUUUUUAAGGGUUCCAGGGUCCCAGCAGCAUCCCCAGACUGUGCUAGUGAAAAACUGACCUCAAGAUAGCAGUCAUUCAGAUCCAUGAAAAAGUGUUUAGGACAAAUGUCCUAAAGAGCUGAAUUUUCUUAGGACAUUUUUAGUUUUUGUCAGACAUUAUUUUGUUUUCUUAUGACAGAAUGAAUGAAAAUUAGAUCCUUACAAGAUACUUUUAGUUUAAAAAUACUUAAAAACAAAUAUACUUUUACAUGUAAAAGGUCUAGGAGACCUAUUUCUUCUAUUAAUAGCAUUUCCAUGACCAUUAAAUUAAACAGUUUGAAGUUUGGUUUUCAGAAUGGAUUUGAAAAAUUAUUUUUUGUUUUCCUCUUUCCUUACCUAUUAAACACAGCAUUUUAAAAGAAAUAUGUUUGAUAUGUUUGCAACUUUCAUAACAAAGAAAAAUGGCACAAGAUAUUCUUAUGUUAGCCAAACGUACUCAAAUAAACUGCACUUCAUUCUGUUGUUUUCUUGAUCAUAAUCCAGCCACAAGUAGCUUUAAGCCAUCGUGGCUGGAAUUUUCGUUCAGCUUUGGCGGCAAUUUUUUUUGUUGGAUCAUUGACCAAAUCUUCAUGAGCUACUUUCACACUGCUUUCUUCAUUUGAAAAAAUAUGACAUAGGUUUUUGGUUCUUUUCAGCCAUAACUAAGUCUUUUCAUUCCCAUGGUUCACUCGAAAUAGAAUCAAAGAUGGCGCCCGCAUUAUAACAAGCACUCCUAUGGGCUUUUGUCUGACCAAUCACAUGCACUGUGAGAUCUUUGUAAAAUACAUCCAAGAUGGCAGAGGUUGCAUUGUUCAGUGUGCAAAUUGCGGCUCAAACUAGGGACAUUUCCAUUAUGUGGAAAAUUGUACAAAAUGUACCCAUCUCUAACAUUAAUCUCUACCACAAGACACAUUUUAGAGUAUUUCAUAUUCUAUUUUCAUUUCGCAUAUUUGUCAUAAUUUAGGUAAAUUUGUUCGGACAAAUGAAAAUUGUCUCGGACUAUGUCCAAAGACAGACAUGGAUCUGAAUAACUGUGAGAGGGACUGUAAAAAGACCCACAAGCCCCUUCAACCCAAUAAUUAGGGUGCCCCCGCAUAUGCCCGAUGAUAGACUGCUGCCCAGCUAUGUCUCGAGCUUAACUUAUAUAGCCUAAAUUUCAUUUAGCCUCAUAGUCUGAUAGACAGCCCAUCUGAUAGGGUGCGAUAAAAAAUCAGAAAUUGUGCAAUAAGAUAGGACUAUUAUGCAAUAAAUUAUGCGAUUUUUUCAGGGCUAAUUAACAUUGUUUUACCAGGUUUCAAGGGAGAAAAAUCACUUUAAUGUAAAAGAAUAAUAAAACGUCUAUUUUAAAACAAAAUAAUUAAAUUUGUCCAAUUUUCUUGACCCGGAAAAGAAAACAGUUAGAAAGGAAGAAAAAGGACACAUGUUUAACAUAAUGACACCGUUACACUGCUGACCACACUGCUUGUCUCUGAAAUCAAAAUGGCUGCCCAGAUACCGUGAUCGGAGGUUUCAGAUGUCUUGCAAGGCUUUCUUUAGUGGCAUAAUUAUCACCUUAAAUAACAUUAAGAUUGGGAAAAUGUUUGAUUAAAGUUAGAAUUUCUUACUUACUUUACUUGAAGUUAUUAAUUAUGCGAUUUUCCUGAAAUUGUGCAAUCGGAUGCAAUUUGAGGUCAAUUGUGCGAAAUUGUAACAUCACGUAAUAUCAGAUGGCCUGCAUGGAUCCCAAGCGGGAAAGGUGGGCCCAUCUUACUCUCUCUGACUGAAUUUUCUCACAAUAGACCUUUCCUAUUGCACAGUCUGCCCUGAAAAUGCUACCCAAUUUCUGAUUUUUUAUUGCACCCUAUCAGAAGGCCUGAUACAACUAAACAAGAACAUCUUUGUCUUGCAGGCUACCUCAAGAGGUUACUUCAAGAUGCAGAAAGAGGAAAAAUUAAACUCAAACUAAAAGUCUUCAAUGAUGUAGAAGAUCUCCUACACAGAGUAUCUAACAUUCUAAAGAAGAUUACUCCACUGGUCAUGGAGAAUGACCCACUCUUUUAUCCUUUGCUUAACUCUCAGUGGACGUAUUACAAACCAUAUAUGUAUAAAGAACAAGACUAUGAUGAAGGGCAGAAAGAUGAAGCCGAUGCAGAAAGGUUUUCUCAAUGUGUUAGAGAAAUUACUGGGAGCCGGAUUAGUAACAGUGACUUGUGUACAAUUUCUGAUGAUUGUUGGGAAGCUAUGAUGACCAAAGGGGCUCCAACUUCUGUUCUUUACUACCAAGUUAUGUUCUUCAUCUUAGGAGAGGCAUCAGGUAAAGUGGAAUUCUGUUCUGUUUGGCUCAUAAAACCGAGCAUUUGAAUUUAUGUAACAAGGCGCUCCAGGUGGGUACUCCGAAUUCAAGUGACAGGGAUGAUCAAAUGGGGGCAAAAAUCAAAACCCCAAAAAAAUCCCUAGGGCUUCAAACAAAACCUAAAAAAAUCCCUUGACCAAAAUUAACCCCCAAAAAAUUCCAUGCCAAAUACCCAGUCAUAAAAAGUUCCAGAAAGCACUAAGUGAUAUAACAAGAAAAAUAGAAAAAUUAGUUUUGAAUACCCAAAAAAUACUUGCCAAAAUUUUCCUACCCAAAAAAAUCCUGAAAUCGAAAAUGUCACACCCCCAAAAAAUCCUACCAUCACCCCUGUCACUUGAAAUCCAGAGUACCCCCCUCCCUGAGCAAGACACCUCCUGGAAAUUAAGUAAGAUGUUAUUCAGUCGGUGACACAGGCGGCUCAGAAGAAAUAAUCCGAGUUCUUUUCCAAGCAGGAGUAAAACCUACAUGUAUGACCUUCUGGUUAGUAACACAUGAACCUAGUUUAGUGGCCUUAGCUAUCACACAUCUCCUGUUGUCUUAGUGGUAGAGCAUCUGAACUAGUGACCAGAAGGUCAUACCGUAAAUCCUCAAUGAAACCCCCUCUCAUAUAAGCCCUCCUUUUUCAGGAGAAGAAAGCACCCCGUCUCUUUUAAGCCCUCCUUCCCCCCCCCCCUUUAUUAUUCUUCACUAUAAUAAACAAUGAUAGACUGCAUUAAUCAGUCACAACUGUAAAACUUUGUGUGGACUGUUCCAGGAUGGUUAAUUCACCAACUGGAAGUUCGGAUUUAAUUCUGAUGCUCGGCUGUGGGCCUCCAACUUUCUUGUGCCAGAGCUUUUCCACUUUGUUUUCAAGUUCUUUAUGGAGAACUGAUACCAUUUUCUUUGGUAAAAAUAUUGUUGACAUAAAUUUGCCCCCCGGGGGCCUUCUAAGUUUUUUUUCCUCUGAGCCACCUGUGUCACUUACAGAAUAAGCAUAAGGUGCCUGGGCUGGGAAUUCUAAGUACAUGCUGCUGAGGCGAGAGAUUUGGACACCCUUUUCCCCCACCUCUCCAUUUGUCUUACAAUGUAGUAAUAAUUACUACCAUAGUAGUACUUACAUGUAUUAAUUGAAUCAUAGUACAUGUAGGGGUCAUAACAGGUGGCAAACAUCAAAGAAAGCAACAACAGUGCUGAAGUUUAUGGUGGAAGCUUGACGAUGCCCAAUCCUUUGUUUUUUGUUCCCUAAUUGUGAUGGCAUUAAUGCGAUAUGUAUAUUACAGGGCUCAAAAAAGACUCAAAUUCUAGUUUGUCUAUUAAGGGAAGCAGCUUGCAGAUUUUGCUUGCCUAGGGCCAUUUCUUGUUUGUCUUAGUUAAUGAUUUUGUUAGAGGAUGACUUGCCUUGCCUUGCCUUGCCUAUUGGGAAAGUAAUUAAGAUUUAAAACUAUACUUGCCAGCAAGAAAAUGUACUUCUCCCAGACUUCCCAGACGGGACUUUUUUCGAGCCCUGAUAUUGAUCAGUAAGAUGAAAAGUAUACGUGUAGGACUACUAUUGAAUGUUGUGUACCGUCAAGUCCACUGAAAGAUAUUACAAAGAAGGCUGACAGGCUUCAUAACCACUCCAUUCUUUUAACUAUGAUUGAAUUCACAAGAAAAUGAGAUCAUGAAGCUGCACUCUUUCCUUUUGUUUUCACCACAAGGUUGCCUAAAUAAGAUGACUUUGAAGAUGAAAUCAUCUGGAGUGACCCUGUCAGACCACCUUCAGCAGGUCUGCAGAACAGCUUAUCUUGCUGUUGCUUAUUUGAACUUCCGUGGUGGAGGUGAUCCAGAAGGCCUUAUAUCAGUCUUAAAGCUGAGCUUCAGCUGUGGCUUGUAUGGAUACCAUGAGAUAUUAGAGGAACGAGGAUUGUCAAAUGUUAUUGGCUGGCAGCUCAGUAGCGGGUGUUACGGCGAUUACAGCAAGGUGGGGGAGGAAAAAAGGUAACACUGUUUAAAAAUAUUAUUCCUUUGGCCCAUUAAUUCUUAAGCCCAGAGCUUCUGAAUAUGUAAUAAGAUGGCCCCAAUUUUGCCCUGUAGUUGAUUUCGAUGUGGUAUAUGUACAGGUAAGCAUGUAAUCGAAUGUAGAUGAAGAAAAUUAAAGAUCUUGAACAUCACACUUGCUUUCAGUGAGGGCAAUUUCUGCAACUUCGGAAAACACAAAUAAUAUUCAGCAAUUAUUGGAUGAGGCUGAGUAUGAUCUACAUUAAAUUUUUUAGAUCAUGCAAAAGCCGAAUUCAAUUCUUAGGUUUUACUAUCCAUUCAAAAUAAUUACUAAUUCAAAGUUAACAUUCUUACCUCUGAAUCGAUUUUAAGUUCCUGUCUUCAUUUGUCUGUUCCACAGCAAAUUCAGGAUAUAACAGAAAGUCUACCAGAUAUUUGUUCUUUGAUGUGGGAAUGAUUUUUUAUUCUCAUGCAAAUAAAACUCAUUUUCUUUGGCUGUUACCAAUCUCAUGUGAAUAAAACUCAUUUUCACAAGAAAGGUUGUGCACUUGGCCUCAUUUUGAAAGUGAGGGUCUUUAGAACUCAGAAGUGGCCUAUUACAUUUGCCAUCUGUUGAACUUGCUUUCGGUGAUCUUGCAGAAUUCGGCUAUUCUUUGCAAAACUUCUUAAAGUUUUCGCCAUUUUUGUAGACCAUGUACAUGUAGAUUCUUAGUGUUCUGUACAUCAACCUAUUCAUUUUACUUUUUUUGCUUAUAGUGCAGCUUCAGCUGGGAAAGGAAAGCUCAAGUCUUCAUAUCUUGGAAGUGAGUCUUUCAAACGUUUUUCUUCUUUUGUUCUUGGUAAAGUAAGUCAACUGUCCUAUGGUACAAAUGCCAUUCAGCUUUAAAUGUUUGAUAUUUUAUUUUGGCCACGCCCCAAACAGUACAGUACAGUACAAUUAAAAUCCUCGAGACGGUAAACCUGUUAACAUGGAGUUGCACUGGCGACUACACAGACGACCAGUGCAGCGACCUCUUUAGACCUCUUUGCCUGCUCAAAGGAGACAUUUUAUGAUUAUUUUAAUAGCGAUUCCAAGGGUCCCGUUUGUAUGGAGGCGUACAUGUAGACUUCCCAAACAGCAUCGUCUUUGUCAGCGUAGUGUUUGAACAACGUCAAACAUGACCAAUAUAUUUUAAAUAUUGGCUCCUGAUCACAUUAAUUUUUCUGAGACUGUUGUUUUUUGUUUAUCAUGGUUGCCACGGUCAGGGAAAAGUCAGGGAAAAACAAAACUUUUUCAAGGUCGGGAAAAGUCAGGGAACUCUUUAAAAAGUCGGGGAAAAUCUUUGGUAUUGUCAAAGUCAGUGAAAGGUUAGGGGAUUCUGUUUUCCGGUUUAUAGUUCAUAUAUCAUCUUGCAACAUCUAUAACAGACGUAUUCAUAAGUCUUUCUCAAGAUUUUGAAAUGCAUUUGGAAAAGAUAAAAAGUAUGCUGCAAAGAAAGGAAGGCGAUCAAUUUGACACUCUAUGCCUGACACAUUUAGUAAUUGUGGUCAGUGGUUUUUGUUGUGAAAUUCUUUCUUCCAUAUUCCUUCUUUCUCUUUCCACGAAACGCAGAAAGAGUUUGAAAAUGAAGAAAUAAAUAUCGAUGGCUGCAAACAAAGCUAAAGCAAAUGUAAACAUCGAUUGUUUCUCAUCAAUAAAAGGUCAGUGAAAACUGUUUAGAGGUCACUGAAAAGGCAGGGAAUUUUUAACUUUCUGAUAAGUGGCAACCAUGUGUAUGUGUAGAAUGUCUGUGUUGGUCUAUGGAAGUCUGAACAUCAUGAUAAAUAGCGGUCUUAACAUCAUUAUAAAGUUAAAGGAAUGAUUCCUGUACAAAUGAUGAUCUUUUGAGAGUGUUAAUCCAGUGUAUUCCCUUUGUUUCUCACUGGCUAAGGGAGUGGAUGAUAUAGAGAAGAGAAGCAAUGACGUCACAAAAACUAAAUUUGUUAUGAGAUUGGUUGGCACAUGUUUCCAGAAAGAACAAGAUGAAAAAUGUUCGCCUGCCAAAAAUCAGCCUGUUAGUGCAAAUUGGUGAUGAGAUAUAAGCAGUGUCAUGCUCCAAUGACUCCAUAAAAAGGCCUGGAUCGUUAAUGUUACGAUCCAAGCCAAUUUUACAAGGAUUCGUAUGGAGUCAUCAGAGCAAACCGGUGCUUAUAGUAUAACUACCCACCAGUUUGCACUAGCCUGCGUGGCAGUCGUUCGAAAGUGAAGGGGAAGGGAAUUUAGGGCGCGAGACCGCGCUCGAGGGAGGAGGGAGGAGGGACAAGUGUUCCUUUUCUUUCUCCCUCGCGCGCUCUCGCGCGCCCAAAUUCCCCCUUCCCCUUCCCCUUUUAACGUUUGCCACGCAGGCUAGUUUGCACUAACAGACUGAAUUUGACAAGAGGGCUUUUUUCAUCUUGUUCUUUCUGAAUAAGCUAACCAAUCCUAUUAUUACACAAAUUUAAGUGUUUGCGACGUUACACCACUUGUCUUCUCCAUUUUGAGCCAUUUAGAUGGCAUUGACAUGCAACACACUGUGCCAUUCAUUAAUUUAUUCAAUUUGUUUUCGUCAACUUGUCAGAUGGCUGUUACAGUGACGUCACCGGAAUAGGAUUGGGUCUUCUUGCUGUUUACCUGAGGUGGGUCCUGGACCCUCCACCUCAAGUCCAGCCAGUGAAUCUCGUAUUAAGUGCUCAACAAGAUGCCCAAACAGUGACUGUUUACAUGAUGGGUCUUCUUCUGCUUACUGUUGCGUUCUUGAUUGCAGCUAGAAGACGCCUUCUACAAAUGGUCUCAGCCUGUUGUAUAAUUCUACUUGGAGAAAGAACAAGGUGAUGCAAAGCCUUGGAUUAGAGACAGUUAACAAUAUUAUUGGACGAAGUUGAGCAAAAUAAUUGAGCUGCAAAAACACUGACAAGUCACGAUAUUUUGCGUUAACCGAGUUCAGUAAUUAUUUUACUCAUUCGAUCACCAAGUUUGUUUUUUAAUGAAUAUCCUCAGGAAGCGAAGCGAUCUGUCAUUUUCACGCUAGAGCGAUCACAACAAGGAGAAAAGCGUGGUUUGAGUUAAGCUUGAGCAGAAUGUUAUUUGCUGCCAAACACUGUUGGAUGACAUUGCGCAUGAGCAGACCAUUAAUUGUAGGCUGAAAUGAAGUUGAUGUGACCUGCGGAUCAUCGCGGUAGUAAUCAAUAGUAAUUUAAACCACGGCGACGAUCAUAUGUUCAUUUAAAAGUGCCAUAUUUGGUAAAAAUAUGCAUAUCUCGAAUACAAUUCUUUAGAGGUUUAAUUUACUAUGACAAUUUUUUGAAUACUAUGUUGUUUUGAGUUGGCGCUUGUAUCUGAUUAGUUACUAGACUCGUAUAUUCCCUGCUAUAUUCAUUUAUUAUACAUUCUACUCAUUAUCUGUCUUCUCAUUGUCUAAGAGCCUACAGCUAUUUUUUUCAAACCAGCGCAACUUACAGAUUAGUUAGUUGUCCGCUAGCAAAUAACUGACUAAUCUAUAGGUUGCGCGCGCAAUGCAUGAUUUCCAAUAACAGUUGUAUCAAUUCAGGUUCUUUGCGACGCUGUGGUUGUCGUUAUUUUCUUCAAAACAAUUUGUAAUAAAUUAAUUAUUACAUUCGGUUUUUGUGAUAUCCUAAAUAAUCAAGGUCCCGGUAUGUGUUAUUAGCCUCGGCCUUCGGCUCGGCUGAUAACACUUACCUCGACCUUGAUUAUUCCGGAUAUCACAAAAACCUCAUCCAAUAACUGUUUAAUAUCCCCCUAUUUAUUUUAGUUAGCUUAUAUUUAUUCCUUGGUACAAGUUGUCAAUACGUUGUACAAUUAGUUGAUAAUUGGGAGUCGGUGUUGAAACAUUUUUAAUUACAUGUGGUUUUUCCAAAUCUUAAGAUGUUUACGGUUGUAUUUUAUCUUUCUUGUUACUUUCGCGUCGUGGUCGUGCAACGACGGUAAAGAAGUGUACCAAAAAAAGCGUGAUACCUUUUCAAUAGUUGUUGCUUAAGG
Porites lobata is the source of this 9118-nucleotide messenger RNA. The record is from the annotation of a GenBank genome assembly. NCBI's taxonomy places the organism in Eukaryota, Metazoa, Cnidaria, Anthozoa, Scleractinia, Poritidae.